AGAGAACAUACCCUAACACACACAUACAUAUACACACAGUUGUACAGACAGUUGUGUCAAACAUCUAUACACACACACAGAGAGUAUGAGUGUGUGUUUAUAUACAGUACUAAUAAACCAUUUGAAUGAAACACACAAUUACUUUGACUAACUAUAAUGCCGUGUCUAACAUAACACAACACUUUAGACACACACCUAAUAAUCAAAACCUAACCAUCGCUUCAAUCAUAUUAUUUUUGACACAUCGUUGACAUCGACAUCGACAACGACGACAACCGGCCACACAAUAGCUGAUCCGUCGUACAGACAACUACUUCGCAACUCUGCCGCCACUGACGACGUCCACGAAGAAGACCAAAGUCGUCAUAUCAUCAGUGAGUGGACAGACAACUGACACAUACAAUGGCCGGCAGUAGUAGCGGUAGUGGCGGUGGCGGUAAUCAGGAACGGUAUGUCCUACAGGUAUACGUCGGUUCACUGUCGCGACUGUACGAAGCCCUGAGUAUUGAGGCCUCGAAGACAACGACUGCCGAAGAAAUUGUCGACUGUAUUGCCGAAAAACUGCUCAUCAAAGACGGUCCGUGCUAUGAAUUGGCCGAAGUUAUGGCCGACAGUGCCGGCGGCCAGGAUUGUAAAGAGCGACGACUGGCCGCUGGCGAAUACCCGGUGGCCUUGCAGUUGUUGUGGCCAAAGGCGUCGGCCGCUGACUAUAAGUUUUGUUUGCGCCGUAAAAUGCAGACAAUGAACUGGUCGUUGUCGUGGACCGAUACCAAUGAUAAGCUGAUCCGCGACUAUUUUCUACGAUUUCUCUAUCAGCCGAGGGAUAGGGAGUAUCCCGAUCUGUGCCAACUGCCCGAUCUCACCGAACAGACACUGCUCGACAAUUUGAAGGCACGUUUCGAUAAGGGCCACAUCUAUACCUACGUGGGCUCCAUAUUGAUAGCCGUUAAUCCAUUCAAAUUUUAUCCGAUCUAUAAUCCAAAAUAUGUACAGUUAUAUCAAAACCGACGUUUGGGUGAACUGCCCCCUCAUAUCUUUGCCAUCGCCGACGCCGCCUAUCAGGCAAUGCUUAAGAAACAGUCCAAUCAGUGUAUUGUCAUCAGUGGUGAAUCGGGAUCGGGAAAGACCGAGUCGACCAACUUAUUGCUCCAUCAUUUGACAGCAUUGGCCCAAAAGGGUACUCACGGAUCGGGUGUCGAACAGACCAUACUGGGCGCCGGUCCAGUACUGGAAGCCUUUGGUAACGCCAAAACCAAACACAAUAAUAAUUCAUCAAGGUUUGGCAAGUUUAUCCAGGUUAACUAUAAGGAAAAUGGCCAGGUUCACGGCGCUGUUGUACAAAAAUAUUUGUUGGAAAAAUCACGUAUUGUUAGCCAAGUAAAAAGCGAACGAAACUAUCACGUGUUUUAUUAUUUAUUGGCCGGAGCCACACAACAGGAUAAAGAGUCACUAUAUUUGGGAAAGCCAUGUGACUAUAACUACCUGAACCAAUCCAAAUGCUAUACACUGGACGGUGUGGACGAAAGCUACGAGUUCGCCCGUUUGCAGCAAUCAAUGGAAAUGGUUGGCUUCUCCCAGGAAAAACAGAACCGGUGUUUUCGUGUACUAUCAGCCGUACUAUAUUUGGGUAAUGUACAGUUUUCCAAAAAGUCGACCUACCAUUCCGAUGAAACCGUACUGAUCAGCAAUCCAGGAGUAGUGGAGAUUAUAUCCAAACUAUUACUGGUCAAAGAGGAAACCCUAUCGACAGCGUUGACCUGUAAGCGUACGAAAGCGGCCAAAGGCGAGACAUUGGUUAUCAAUUAUAAGAUGGCCGAUGCCAUUGCCGCCCGCGACGCUAUGGCCAAGUGUCUAUACGGUGCAUUGUUUGAUUGGAUAGUCAUGCAAGUAAAUCAUGCACUGUUAGCCAAAAAGGAUUUCCGCGACCAUAAAGGCCACUAUAUCGGCGUUUUGGACAUAUUCGGGUUCGAGGAUUUUGGCGACCAAAACAAUUUUGAACAAUUUUGUAUUAACUAUGCCAACGAGCACCUACAGUUUUAUUUCAAUCAACAUGUAUUCAAAUACGAACAGGAAGAGUAUAUACGCGAAUCGAUUAACUGGCGUAACAUCGACUUCAUCGACAAUAUUGACUGUCUGAACCUAAUCGAGGGCCGACCCCAUGGCCUACUCUAUCUGCUCGACGAUCAGUGCAAUUUUCCCGGUGCCAACAACGAGACUGUGCUCCAAAAGUUUGUCAAUCAUCAUAAAAACAAUGCCCUAUUCGAAGUACCGCCGUGUAGGCCGGCCCCGGCAUUCAUGAUCAAACACUAUGCCGGUAAAGUCAAGUAUCAGAUUCGGGAUUUUCGCGAAAAAAAUAUGGAUCUAAUGCGACCCGAUAUUGUGUCGGUACUCAAAGUUUCGCAGAUGGCGUUUGUCCGCGAACUGGUCGGUGCCGACCCGUUGGCCAUAUUUAGGUGGCAAAUAUUGAAAGCGUUUUUUAGGGCCUAUUUUAUUUUCAGCAAACUUCGUGAAAUGUCCAAAAUGAAACGUGGGCUUAACGAUAAUUUCAUAAUAAGUGAGAUCAAUACUCGUAAGACUACUCGUACCUCAUUUGAUGCCAAAAAGCAACUUUUGAAACACAAAGCCAUAGCCCAACAAAAACUGCAAAACAAGUCGAAAGGUAUUGAAAAGUCUAUCCGGAAUCUGAAAACAUUGAAACAACUGAUGGCACCGCCAAUCGGUAGUUCUUCGUCGGCCACGAGUGGCGGAGGCGGCGGUAUCACCAGUGGUGGUCACAUACCAGCAUAUCAUACAAAAUCACAUUCGGAUCGUACAUUGCCGCGCACCGGCCGUAAACAGACGCCAACUGUUACCCAUCAGUUUCAUCACAGUCUUCAACAAUUGAUGGACGCCCUAAAUCUGGCCAAUCCGUUUUUUGUACGCUGUAUUAAAUCCAACGGUGACAAAAUAGCCAACCAUUUUGAUGACGUACUAGUACUACUACAGCUCCGGUAUACCGGUAUGCUCGAGACGGUCCGUAUCCGACAGUCCGGCUACAGUGUCCGAUUGAGUUACGACGAGUUUAUUCAACAUUAUCGUAUACUACUGGCCAAAGGCUUACUGUCCAGUCAAUCGGAUGUCAAACAUUUUCUGUCCUUAAUGUCACUAAAUCGGGACAACUAUCAAAUAGGAAAGUCCAAAAUAUUUAUGAGAGAGAGCGAGAAACUCAUAUUAGAUGAAAGACUUCAUCAGGAAAUACUCAGACGUAUCAUAACAUUGCAGAGAUGGGUGCGCACAUGGAUAUUGAGGCGACGGUUCAAAGAGAUGCGCGACGCGGCCAUUAUCAUACAGUGUCACACCAGACGCUGGAUGGCACAGCAGCGGCUCAGUCGACUCAAACAGAUUGCCGCCAUCGAGAACUGGGCGGCCAAUUGUAUACAGAAAAAUUGGCGAUCUUUCCAACAGAAACAAUGGUUUGAAAAGCUUCGGCGAUCGACAAUCCUAUUCCAGUCCCACUGUCGAGGAUUUCUAUUGCGCGGCAAAGUGUUGUCCCAAAAGAUGACACAAUCCCAGCAAUUAUUGCAACAACAAUCGCGACAACAGUCCCGGUCGAGCAUUGGUACGCCAUCGUCGGUGCCGUCUUCGCCCAGUGUCGGUGAUAGCGGCAAAACAAUGUUUAGUAGCGGCGGCGUUGGUGGCGGUUGUCACGAGUCGUCUCGUAAAUCAUCGCAGAUACCCAUCGACUCCCAGUCCUCACAUUCGGACGAAGCCUUCCUAUCGAAGGGUUCGUCACAGGAAGAGCUGCUCGAUUCCAUACCUAUCCGUCCAUCUGUUCAUCUCUAUCAGCAAAUGUACCAAAAACUCGAUCAACAGUCCCAACAACAACAACAACAGUUGACAUCGUCGACCACAACGCCUGAACCCAACCUUAGUUCUACUGAACAGUUAGCCACCGGUAUUGCCGGCCGUGGAAUUACCACAAAAGAGGCGCUUGAAGACAUCGAGUCCGGUAUACACGACUCGGAGGACAUUGACUCUGACACUGAACCACAACCGCCAACUUCGGCGGCUACAACACCCGCACCGGUAUUGCCGCCGAAAAAACGACUGUCAACUGAUCGACCGUUGAAAACGUACGACUUUGACGACGAAUACUACGACGACGACGACAACGAUAUGUCGCCCGAAUACGAGGAUGAUUUGGAGGACACGACACGACUGGACAGACGGCGCAAUCGUGUUGUUCGUAAACUGUCGCUUCGCAAGUCUAAGUCAAACAAAGUGAUUAUGUCUGAUAUGGUCUCAUCCUCCUCCAGUCUGGCGACGGGAGGACAACACGAGUUAGGUACUGGUGUAGGCAGUAGUAGUAGUAUCAGCGGUGGGGGUACUAGUGGUGGUGGUGGUGGCAGCGGUUUGGGAUCGCCAAUGGGCGUCAAAUUUGAAUCGUCGUCCAACAACAGCGCCGCUGCUGUCACUUUCCGUGAUCACAGACCAGUGGCCAAAAUUGCCAGCGAUUCGUCGGCACUAAUAUACCAACAAAAACAACGACAACAACAACAAAACCAAUUUGUUGAACCUCUGGAGUCGUCCUCGUCGUUGACCAAUGUAAUCGUCAAAGAGGCCAAAGUGUCGAAGACUGGACUCGCAUCACAUCAACAACAAUCACAGCAAUCUCUUCUACAACAACAACAAAGUCAUGGAAAGACCACAUCUGUCAGCAGCGACAGCAGUGGCGGUGCUUUGCAAAAGGCAAAGAAGACAUUGAAAACAAUUAUAGGCAAAAGUUCAGAUAAGUCGUCGAAAGUUAGCUCAAAGCCGACGCCGGCAAUGAUGGCCGCAAUGAAGCCUCUGUGUUACGACUCGGGACCCGAAGAGGUAUCCCUGUUGUGCUCGUCUAGUCAUAGGUCGGCCGUAAUAAAGCGGCCGUCCAAGUCAUAUGAGUCUCAAUCAUCAUCGGGAGGGCCACCAUUGCCGGCUCCAGUUGGCUCUGGACGUGAUUUUUCACUAAUGAACGGCCAUUCGGUUCGACCGCAACUACAUUUCCGUUCAGGCGAACUGUGCGCCGUAUGCGAGAACCCGAUGCACACCAAAGGCCAACCGCACACCACCACAACCAACAACAAUGUCGGCGUCAAGUGUGAAGAAUGUAAACUACUGUUUCACAACAAGUGUGUCCACUCGUGCCAUCAGAUACCGUGCCGGUCGUCAUCGUCGACACCGUCUAACUCAUCCAACAGUACUUCAUCGAUACUGUUGGCGCCAAUCAAUGUCAAUACAAACCCGAAUCCGUCGCGUCCGCCGCGAUCUAAGCACCGAAAGGGCGGCAAAAAUUGGAAAAACAGUUCGGCAAAAGAAAACACAAGUAGUGCUGCAAAUACCGGUGUCGGUGGUGGUGGUGGCCAGCGAUCGCAGUCGGCGCGCGACAGUCAGGCCAGCAGUUGGAGCUCAGGUUCGGGCGGCUGGUCAGUGACUCGUACGGCCGAAUUUGUCGAUCCGAAAGACAUACUGAUUACCGAUUGCGACGAACUGUUGGCAAUGGACAACUUUAUACUGACCAAAGUCUACGAAAUGGACGAAUAUAUGCGCCGAUCGCGGGUCAAGGAGUCCACAGUGGAUGUGGUCUUCAAAUUGGCACUCAAAGAGUUUCGAUCGAACCUAAUAUCACACUAUUCGGUGGCCGCUAUGGACGGCCAUCUGAGACUUACCUACAAGAACCUCAUCGAUCACUUUGAACAGGUAAUACUCAACAUCUGCCAAAAAGAGAACACCUGGAAGUCAUUUCCAGUGAUAAUGGGUGUCAACGCAUUUCGCGGAUAUUUGGAUCAAUUGCGACAAAAACAGAGCGAAUGGCAACGGGAGAAGCAUUCGAUGGAAAAGUCAAAAUCGGAUACAUUUGUCACACAACUGGUCAACAGUGGCAGUGGUGCCGGUGGUGGUGGCGAUACCAAAUUGAUAGCUCACUCAGUACUUGAAGCGCCAGCCUCGACAAAAGUAUCGAAAUCGAAACGCAAACGUCAUAAAAAAUCUCGGAAAAGUGGUCACUCGCCCGAAACGGAAGUAUUCGAGAUGUGUGGCCAUCAUUUUAUGCUAUCGAUGGCCAACAUUCCUACUGUUUGCGAAGUUUGUUCAUCGCUGAUGUGGUUAAUGGAAAAAAUAUGGGUUUGUUCACUGUGUAAGAUGGCCUGUCAUAAAAAGUGUGCCACCAAACUGUCAACUACUUGCCGUAUACACGAAAUGAGUCGCGCGGCCCGCGAUGGCGGACGCGGCCAAAAAGGUGGUCGACCGCAAAUUUUCGGUGCCCGCCUACAAGAUCUGGUCACUGACGAGUGCCGUAUACCGCCAAUAUUGGAACAUUUGAUUACCAAUAUUGAACUGAAAGGACUCUAUACGGAAGGACUGUAUCGUAAGUCGGGCACAACGUCGAAGAUUAAUGAACUCAAAAGGGAACUGGAGCUCAGGGGCUCAGAAGUCGAUCUGGAUUCGUAUGCCAUACACGUGUUGACGGCCGCUUUGAAAUCGUUUUUCCGUGAAAUGGCCGAACCGUUGAUGACCUACGAACUGUACGAUGAUUUUCUAUGGACUACAGCCAUCACUGACCAUCAGGAAAAAGUUCAAUCCAUAUACUCUAGUAUUGGCAAAUUGCCCAGGGCCAAUUAUGAUGUACUCGAACGGCUGGUAUUUCAUUUGGCACGUGUAGCCCAACAAGAGUCGGCCAACCGGAUGACUGCCAACUCGUUGGCCAUUGUUUUCGCUCCGUGUAUACUGAGGACAGACAAAGUUAUGCAAAUGCAGGACAAGCUUAUGGAUAUCAGCAAACAGACUGUUUGUAUUGAAUGCAUAAUAAGUACCCGAAUGUUACAAAUUGCCGACACGUUGGCCGACAUCGAUAUAUUGGACACCGCAUGCCAUACGGCAUCGUCAAGACUGUCCUCACUUAGACUAUCAAAGUUACAUUUGAACCGUGAUAUGGGACAGCCGUCCAGCACUGGUAUGUCAGUGCAUCACAGACAUGAUGACGAUGACGAUGAAGAGGAGGAGGCGAUACUCACACAACAGAUACAUCAUCUGAUUACUGAAAAGAAUCAUUUGACUGAAAUCUUACCGUCGUUUCUAAUGGCAAACAAUGGUUCCGAUGAUGAGAUGCUGUCGUCGGUUACCGAUUUGGCCGGCGAUCCGAUGACCGCACACAACACAGCAGUCAACGCACAGUUUCAACAACAGCAGCACAACAUUGGCGACGAAGUCAACAAUUUUAUAUUACAAUCGCAUAACAAUCGCAAAUCUGCGCCUGAAUUUACCGGUCUGCAAUCGAGUUGCGGACUAUUUAUGAGGUCAGGCGACGAACCACUGAAUCAUUUAACAAAAAAUCGUGUUUCAGCUCCGAAUCGUCGAAAACCUUCCCGUUUUGAGGGGGCGUCGGCCACACAAAAAGCCGCCGAUAACACAUCGGAUACCACUAACGGUUGCCAACAACAGAGGACAGGUGGAGGUGGAGGAGGCGGAGAUCGUCGUCAGUCAGACGAUGAAUAUCUCAAACAAUACUUAGAUAACGACAAACCAGUUAUGGUUUGAUUUAUUAAAUGACUUAUUGAUUGUUUUAUCGAUUUUAUGUUUAUAUAUUAAACAUCCAUUUUUAACUGAUAUAUAUUGAUAUUUACAAUAUAUUUAUAUUAU
This is a messenger RNA of Oppia nitens, 7653 nucleotides long. Its product is annotated as unconventional myosin-IXb-like. Gene Ontology annotation, cellular component: myosin complex. Bases 403 to 7551 code for a protein of 2382 amino acids. The transcript has 14 exons. Gene Ontology annotation, molecular function: ATP binding; microfilament motor activity; protein binding. Gene Ontology annotation, biological process: intracellular signal transduction. The record is from RefSeq and is a predicted model, not a curated record. Lineage: Eukaryota; Metazoa; Arthropoda; Arachnida; Sarcoptiformes; Oppiidae.